AUGCAAAUCUUUGUGAAAACUUUGACUGGCAAAACAAUCACACUCGAAGUCGAGCCAAGUGAUACCAUCGAGAAUGUUAAAGCUAAAAUUCAGGACAAAGAAGGUAUCCCACCUGAUCAGCAACGUCUUAUCUUCGCCGGUAAACAAUUAGAAGACGGCCGAACACUCAGCGACUACAACAUUCAAAAGGAAUCAACUCUCCAUCUGGUUCUUCGUUUACGUGGUGGCAUGCAAAUCUUCGUCAAAACACUCACAGGCAAAACAAUCACGCUCGAAGUCGAGCCAAGUGAUACCAUCGAGAAUGUUAAAGCUAAAAUCCAAGAUAAGGAAGGUAUCCCACCAGAUCAACAACGUCUCAUCUUCGCCGGCAAACAAUUAGAAGACGGUCGAACACUCAGCGACUACAACAUUCAAAAGGAAAGUACGCUCCAUCUCGUACUCCGACUUCGUGGUGGCAUGCAAAUUUUCGUCAAAACACUCACAGGCAAAACAAUCACACUCGAAGUUGAACCAAGCGACACGAUCGAAAACGUUAAAGCUAAAAUCCAAGAUAAGGAAGGUAUCCCACCAGAUCAACAACGUCUCAUCUUCGCCGGCAAACAGCUUGAAGAUGGCCGCACGCUCAGCGACUAUAACAUUCAAAAAGAAUCAACUCUCCACCUGGUACUUCGCUUACGUGGUGGUAUGCAAAUCUUCGUCAAAACACUUACAGGCAAAACGAUCACGCUCGAAGUCGAGCCAAGUGAUACCAUCGAGAAUGUUAAAGCUAAAAUUCAGGACAAAGAAGGUAUCCCACCAGAUCAGCAACGUCUCAUUUUCGCUGGCAAACAAUUAGAAGACGGUCGCACACUCAGUGACUAUAACAUUCAAAAAGAAUCAACUCUCCAUCUGGUUCUUCGGCUCCGUGGUGGUGACAUGCAAUAA
Molecule: messenger RNA, 924 nt
Organism: Adineta ricciae
Lineage: Eukaryota; Metazoa; Rotifera; Eurotatoria; Adinetida; Adinetidae
Source: the annotation of a GenBank genome assembly